Molecule: messenger RNA, 771 nt
Organism: Wallemia mellicola CBS 633.66
Lineage: Eukaryota; Fungi; Basidiomycota; Wallemiomycetes; Wallemiales; Wallemiaceae
Exons: 3
Coding region: 83-502 (139 amino acids)
Source: RefSeq, a predicted model, not a curated record
CUAAAAUGCCUUUUCAUUUUCCGUAUACUAUGACGAUACUGUUUAAAGAUCCACGAGGCUUGCUCCCUACGUUCAUUAUACCAUGUCUGAUUACAAUUAUAACGACGUACUUUUACUCACAAUCUCUGAUCCUAAUCCUGUCUACACCAUUACUCAAGUCUUUGGAGCCGUUUUUGAAUCGACUGUAGAGGACCUUAGUAGACCAUCCUCACCUGUAUCCGUACAAGCACCUAGCUUUGGUAUGUCCUCUCUUAAAAUAGAAGAUAAAUCCUCGGAUCCUGCACAAGACAUUAGAAAGAGGUCUGAAAGAUAUCGUGAGAGAGCGUUAGACAGACUUAAAGAUGCCGCAAGAGAGAAAGGUGGUAACGGUGUUAUUGGUGUAAAGUGUGAGUACACUCCAUCCGGUUUCGACGGUGACGUCCAACUCUACGAGUGGGUCGCUUCUGGUACCGUUGUCAUGCUCAAACUCAAGCAACAAAUGGUUAGAAUGGGCGGUCAAUAAAAUUAUCAUGUAUUAAUUCAUUCAUCCUUAGUUUCAUCUUCUUUUUGUUGUGUCUUCCAAGCAUGUGCCAUUUGCAAGAACUUAAGCGAUGCUGGAUUGCUCUGCUGCUCAUCAUCUGCGAAGAGCAUAUCAAAGUAUUCUUCAACACCUUCUUCGGUGUUACGCCAUUUCUUGACAACCCUAGGCAUCUUAUCUUGAACUUUCUUGACUGUUGAUUCAUCGCCAAACUCAGUUUCAAAUUCUUUCCAUGACUCCAAUAAUACAACUCU